AUGUUGUGCCAGGGAAGACCGAUUUCUGAGGAACCCAACAACGUCUGUCUAAACUCGCAGCCCAUGUUCUUAGAGGUGCUUUUCUCCGGCUCUUCCGUCAAGUGUUCCCAGAUGAGUUUAGAAUGCUUGCUCUGUCUUCAGGACGUGAACUAUCCAGAGUAUUUGGACCUUCGAGCGUACAUGUCUGAGUCAGCUGGAGAGCCAGUCCGCUACGCCUUGUACGCCGUGCUGGUGCACAGAGGUGCCAGCGGUCGUGCAGGGCACUAUUUCUGCUUCGUCAAGCUGGAGCUGCGUGUGGUGAAAAUGGAGUCCCACUCUGCAAGCUGGGGUCCGGUACCACCUGCAGGAUCUGGCCUAGAAAGCAGCUACUGCUUCAUUACGGAUGGAAUCGCUCCGCCACAAAGGAUGCUUUUCCCACCCGAGAAGAUUUCUGUGGCUUGGCGGCAAAGGCAAAGUGUUGGAGCUGGACUCCACAACCUGGGCAACAUGUGUUUCCUCAGCUCUGUUCUGCAGUGUUUGACCUACACUCCCCCUCUGGCCAAUUACAUGCUUUCCGGGGAACACAGCCAGUCGUGUCGUGCGCAAGGCUUCUGCAUGCUGUGCACAAUGGAGACGCACGUUAACCAGGUCCUGUUCUGCUCUGCCAGUGCCAUCGAGCCUACGGCUGUCUUCAGUGACCUUAGACGGAUAGGGGAGCACUUCUGUUUUGGCAGACAGGAAGAUGCUCAUGAAUUCUUACGUUACACCGUGGCUGCUAUGCAGACAGCUUGUUUGAGCGGAAGCACCGACUUGGACAGCUCGUCGCAAGCCACCACGGUCAUUCACCAAAUAUUUGGAGGGUUUCUACGAUCCAGAGUGACGUGCUUGAGCUGCCAAGCAGUUUCGGACUCCUAUGAGGCGUUCCUUGAUAUCCCUUUGGAGAUAACGGCAGCCUCCUCGGUCUCUGGAGCGCUGGAAGAAUUUGUGAGACCUGAACUGCUGGAUGGUGAGAAUUGCUACAAAUGCAGCAAGUGUGAGAAGACGGUUGCUGCGUCCAAGAGGUUUACAGUUCAUCGCUCUUCCAACGUUCUCACCAUAGCCCUGAAAAGAUUUGCCGAUUUCACUGGUGGGAAGAUUAGCAAGGACGUGAACUAUCCAGAGUAUUUGGACCUUCGAGCGUACAUGUCUGAGUCAGCUGGAGAGCCAGUCUGCUACGCCUUGUACGCCGUGCUGGUGCACAGAGGUGCCAGCGGUCGUGCAGGGCACUAUUUCUGCUUCGUCAAGGCCAGUAAUGGACUAUGGUAUGAGAUGAAUGAUGCCUCGGUAGUCCUUUGCGACAUCAACACCGUUCUCAGUCAGCAGGCGUAUUUACUUUUUUAUAUCAGGUGCUGUGAGGAGACACUUGGAGAAGGCACUUCUUACGCACCUGUGCCAUCCCCUGCCCCUUCGUUCCUUGGUCAGCAGGAGGCUAAUAAUAAGCAGGCCGGAUUUCUGGGACCACAGCAUCCUCCUCAUAUGAUGAAGGUAAAUGUGGACCCCAAAGCAGAGGACAAACAGAGCCAGACAGGUCACAGGAGCAUUCUUGCAAAAGCAAGAGGCUCCCCGAGUCGUCACUCUCCAGAGGGCAGGAUGGGCAUCGCUUCAGCAGGCACCGAGCAGACUGGCACCGCUGUCCAGUGCAGGAGCAGCAGCCUGGAAAAUGUUCUCAUCAAAGACGAGCACCUCCAGCUGUGUCAGUUCCUGUGGGUUUUGAGGGCCCUACCUGGAAGACUGGAAAGCCAGGAAGCAGAAAAAGAGGCCAUCCGCGUGCAGAAGGGAGCGACAUCAAAACGGAAGGGAAACGGCGAAGGGUGGAGAAAAGAGAUUUCAGCAGUGCGCUCCUCGUUCUUCUCUGGCUGA
Messenger RNA from Rhea pennata, 1878 nucleotides. Its product is annotated as ubiquitin carboxyl-terminal hydrolase 42-like. Lineage: Eukaryota; Metazoa; Chordata; Aves; Rheiformes; Rheidae. Gene Ontology annotation, molecular function: cysteine-type deubiquitinase activity. The coding region runs from base 1 to 1878 and encodes 625 amino acids. The record is from RefSeq and is a predicted model, not a curated record. The transcript has 13 exons. Gene Ontology annotation, biological process: protein deubiquitination; regulation of apoptotic process. Gene Ontology annotation, cellular component: nucleus; cytosol.